AUGGUCGGGAUUUUUUCCAGACUUUCCGUCGGUAGAGCUUCUCAUAGACGAACUCAAAGCGCCCUUGAUGACAGAGAAGCUUUGCCCCCGAGUACGGAACUGACCGGCUCGGAGGUUGUGGCUUCAGCUGUUGCUCCCCAUGGGAUUCAGGUGACGGUUGAGUUUAAGCCAGUCGAACACCCAAUUGAGCCUCUCGACAAUGAUCAACCUAUUCAGUGUCCAGUACCUGAACCUUCAAUUCUUAACGAUGGGAGAAUAUGGAAAGAGAGGGUAUCUGCAACCGUGAGAAGGCGAAACGACUUGCCAGUGAUGAGAGAAGAUGGUGGUGACACUCCUGAACCCGAAUCUGCAGGCUCUCCUCGACCGCCUCCCAUGCGCUCAUCAAAUCGCUUGAUUCUACCAUCUGUCAGUGCCCCUGAACAUAAUCUACUCAAGCUGCUGGAAGAAUGUAAUGCUUCUGGAAUCUAG
Linum trigynum is the source of this 468-nucleotide messenger RNA. The record is from the annotation of a GenBank genome assembly. NCBI's taxonomy places the organism in Eukaryota, Viridiplantae, Streptophyta, Magnoliopsida, Malpighiales, Linaceae.